AUGCUGUGUGGCAUGGAGGCCUUAGGUCAAACCAAAAAUGGAGAAAAGAAACUACCAACAGAUACAAUUUAUUUGUAUGUCACAUCUUCAUCACUUCUUCUGACUGAUAACUCUGCUGCUGUAACCCACCCUGUUUUUGUUAUUGACCGUCACCAUUUGGAACAUAUUUUUGGAUUUCCAUCAGAAAUCUUUCCAGAAGAUAGGAAAGAUAUCUCACCAAAGGACACUCAAAAAACUUCAAGAAAACAUCUUGCUGAAAUGUCUUCAGAGAAGAUGCACCAGUGUCGAGAUCGUCCAGUGCCUCAGCUGAGGGCAAAUUCGUCUAUGAGACAAACCGUCGCAAUGGAGAUAAACUAUUCUCCAGCUAAUCGUGCAGCCUUGUCUGUGAAUACUGGCACUAGAGCCACGAGGACUUACCAAGAGAGCAAGCAAAAGUGCCACGGAAAGGGUAAGAAGUCGAGUGCAAGUGAAUAA
Molecule: messenger RNA, 474 nt
Organism: Paraglomus occultum
Lineage: Eukaryota; Fungi; Glomeromycota; Glomeromycetes; Paraglomerales; Paraglomeraceae
Source: the annotation of a GenBank genome assembly